ACGGGCGAGCCUGGAUUGUGACGUCACAGAAGCGCAAUCACCAAUCGCCGCAGACCUUCUCCGCGCCUCAUUUGCGUAUCGCUCUCUAGAUAAGGCAGCGCGGGUUGGCUGGCUCCUCAUUGCUCUGCUUCUCGGUCCAAGAUGCCGGAGCCGUCGAAGUCGGUGCCUGUCCCGAAGAAGGGGUCGAAGAAGGCGGUGACCAAGGUGCAGAAGAAGGAUGGCAAGAAGCGCAAGCGUAGCCGCAAGGAGAGCUACUCGGUGUACGUGUAUAAGGUGCUGAAGCAGGUGCACCCGGACACGGGCAUCUCGUCUAAGGCUAUGGGCAUCAUGAACUCUUUCGUGAACGACAUCUUCGAGCGCAUUGCGGGCGAGGCGUCGCGCCUGGCGCACUACAACAAGCGCUCGACCAUCACGUCGCGGGAGAUCCAGACGGCCGUGCGGCUGCUGCUGCCUGGCGAGCUGGCGAAGCACGCCGUGUCGGAGGGCACCAAGGCCGUCACCAAGUACACCAGCGCCAAGUGAGCCCGCGAGAUAAAGGUAUCUGUAAGAAGCAGACUUUGGGGGGAAAAAGAUGGACGACUCACAAAUAUGCAGUCCAGCCACAGGUGAAAAUGUAUAAAGACGCAAGUUUGGGAAAAGAACCCUGCUCAUUCUAUUCCUUAGACUACACCGCCUAAGUGGAGACUGAUGUAAGAUGCUGACCUCACUGACCCGUGUGUGGCUAGUGGUUUCUCUGGAUGGACUGGGAUUUGAAAUGGACCACGAUGGAGGUAUGAAGUUUUAUCAUGCAGCUCCACAUCCGCGUCUGUUAGGUGUCUGUGGAUACUUUCCUGCUGCAGAUGAUGUGCUGGGCCUUGCCCCUGCCUGGCGUGGUGUGUACGCGAGGGACACUGAUGUGGGUGACCGCUGAGCCCUGGGUGGGGUCCUGGGGUGCAGUAAUCCCAGUGCCUCGGCCUGUACCAGGCUUCAGUACUUCCACAACCACGCUUUUCACCCCCCGGCAAAGGUUUAAAAAGGCCCAGGUUAAUGGACGUGUUUCUCAUGGUCAGCAGGGGAGCACCGAGAGGAAUCAAGCAUCACUUAGGGGAGAUUCAGGCCCCUGAACCCAAGGACCCAGAAGAGGCUGCUCGGUUCCGUCCAGUGAGGCCAGGGCGCACUGCAGGCCCUCGCCCACCUGCUUGCCAGUUGUCCCCAUGACGUUGUCGCCACCUCGUGGGCGUUGCGGGUAAUGCAGCUGAAUUGGUUUCCCUUAGGACUUUAUUUCAUUGCUGGGGUUUAAUGAUUGCAUAUACACGGUUCCCACAGUCGCCAGCUGUCCGCUUUCCCAGUUUACUUGACAGAAACUCCAGUUUGGCUCCUCUGAGCCCUCUCCCUAGCCCCUAACCUGAAGAAACACCGACAGCCACAGCCCAUCCCAGGCGGACCCACAUCCUUCAGGAGCCUGCCUGAGGGGGAUGCUCUGUUUCAGUCAGCAUCUGAAUUUAGGCCCGGCCUCUGCUGAGGGACAGGCAUCUAACUCCGGUAAGGCCAGGUGGGUUUCACGAGGACCAACACUUCUUCCACUUUCACUGUUUGUGAUUUUUCACCGCCCCGACUCUUGCCCCCCGCCCC
Heterocephalus glaber (naked mole-rat) is the source of this 1611-nucleotide messenger RNA. Its product is annotated as histone H2B type 1-K. Gene Ontology annotation, cellular component: nucleosome. The record is from RefSeq and is a predicted model, not a curated record. Gene Ontology annotation, molecular function: DNA binding; protein heterodimerization activity; structural constituent of chromatin. NCBI's taxonomy places the organism in Eukaryota, Metazoa, Chordata, Mammalia, Rodentia, Bathyergidae.